Messenger RNA from Serendipita indica DSM 11827, 1242 nucleotides. The record is from the annotation of a GenBank genome assembly. Lineage: Eukaryota; Fungi; Basidiomycota; Agaricomycetes; Sebacinales; Serendipitaceae.
AUGGCUCCUCUCUUUCUCCCUCUCACUCUCUUGGUCACAUUGCUCCUUACCCGCAUCACUUCUUCGGCGCCUCUCGACGUCGUCGAAGAUGUAUCGAAGCGUGCUGAUGCUGUAUAUGCCAACUCUAUCUCGUCCUGUCCUGCAGUAGCUGCACGUUCGUCUCCUCCGACGAGCGUCCAUGAUCUUCGUCCUGAUGACUUUUCCUAUACGAUGGCUCUUGGCGACUCUAUCACCGCGAGUGCCUUUAGUCGUGGAAUCCAGAACAAUACUCUCCUUAGUUUCAGCGAAUGGCGUGGAGAGUCAUACGCUGCUGGAAUGGACGCUGGAGCUAUUACGAUCCCCAAUCUUAUCAAGAACUACAAGCCUUCGCUCACAGGAGGUAGUCUUGGCUCUAACCCUACGAUCGAACUGUGCUUUGGACCUCUCUGCCCCAUCGGUCCCUUUGGAUGGAACUCUCGGGUUGAUCAGCUUAAUGCAGCCCAAUCUGGCGCUUUGGCAACAAAUCUCUACCACGAGGUCAACGACUACCUCAUCCCACAAGUCAAGGCGCGCAAUAUCCCUGCGAGCGCAUACAAGUACCUCAACCUCCAGAUUGGCUCCAACGACAUUUGCUCCAUGUGCUUCCAAUCCGUCCUAGGAUUCGGACCAGCAUCGCCGGAUGACUUUGAGGCGAGCAUUCGCAAGACUCUCGAGGCCGUCCGAAAUGGAAUUCCCAACACCGUCGUCAAUGUCAUUGGGGUGUUUAAAGUCUCCGACGUGUACACGGUACGCCAAUCUCUCACUCAAGAUCAUCCCGUCAUCCCUAAUCCCUUACCAGAUGACGUUAAACCAACCAUACUGUUCUCAACUGCUCCUAUUCCACAUGCAAACAUUGAGUGCCCAUGCAUGCUUCUCGGUGGUUCAGUUGGGGACACCACUCGAGCCCUCAUGGACAAACUGAUGAACCAGUACAAUGAACGACUGGUCAAAAUCGUCAAAGAGUACCAACAAAAGCGCUACUCCAAUUUCGCCGUUCUCUGGCAACCACCCAACAUUCCUCUCGCUUCCUACCCUGUUCAAGCUCUUUCCAGCGUCGAUUGUUUCCACCCGUCCACCAAGACGCAUCGAUUUAUCGCCACGCAAGUCUGGAAUCGUCUUGUCGGAACUGCAGACGAGCGCGCGGCGACGUUUACGUGGAGCGAGGCGCUCUCUUUCCGAUGCCUGCAAGAGAGUGAUCGUAUCCGUACAGACACUCUCCUGUAG